This is a messenger RNA of Paramecium sonneborni, 1071 nucleotides long. NCBI's taxonomy places the organism in Eukaryota, Ciliophora, Oligohymenophorea, Peniculida, Parameciidae. The record is from the annotation of a GenBank genome assembly.
AUGAAUUAUUAUAAAUAACAUGCUUUGCAACAUAUGGCUUAAGUUGAACCAGAAGGUAAUUUCUUUAUUUUUCAUCCUAAUACUCCUUUUACUUCUAGCAGAACAAAAUAAAAUCGAGUUUUGGCUUUUUUAUUGUAAAAAUUGGUAAUGCUUCGUAAGUAAAUUUCAUAAUUUAAUAUUAGGUAUGAAAACUUAUGUGUUGUGAUUUUGUUACUUUUGAAGGAAUUAACAGGAUAAUUUUUUUAUGCAAACUAUCAAGGUAAUAGUGAGUUAAGAUAGAUACUUAUCUACUAUAAUAACAUAAUUUUUUAGAAUCCUGGAUUGUAUUAAUAAUUUUAUAACACUGAAACACCUUAGAAAUUUAAGUUUUAGUUAUGGCUAAAAUCAUUAACUCAUCUUGAUGAUGAUAAACUUCAAAUUGAAAUUGAAAAAUAUUCUUAUGACCAUAAAUAUAUUAAUAUGUUAGAAUAUGAGAUAUUAUUAUCAAUAACUCAUGAAAGUGAGAUUGAUUUAACAAAAAUAAAAAAUGGUUAUAUUUUGCUUAAAUUAAUCAAUUACAAAGAAGAUGAAGAGAGACUUUAAAUUCUAAAAAAGAUGAAGGAUUGUUAUAUGAAUGAAAGUUAUAUCUUAAAAAAAGAGUGGUUAUUCUUAAUGAUUAAAAUGGAUAAAAAAUUUGAAAUAUAAGAAUUAAAUAAUCUAUCAUAAGUAGAUUUAUUUGAUUCUCAUUUUUAAUUUUUAUUAGUUUCAAGCUAUUUAAAAUUGGAUCAGGAAGAAAAGGCAAUUGAAUAAUUAAUAAAUCAUUUACAUUACUCUGAUGGUAAUUCUGAAAUAUGGGCCUUAUUCUAACAAUAGUUGACAUAAUAAUUAAUAGACAAACAUAAAUCAGAAUUAGUAAUCUUAAUCAAAUUGCAUUUUGGACAAGGUUUUUUCAAGAAAUUAAUGGAAUUUCCAAAGGAUUAAGAAUCAAUUAGAUUAUUAUAAACAAAGAUAGGAUUUUUAUCACUUUUUAAUGAAGAAUAGUCUUAAAAAUAUCUCAACUUUUUAUAAUAACAAGAGUAAAUAUGUAUGUGA